Molecule: messenger RNA, 4569 nt
Organism: Electrophorus electricus (electric eel)
Lineage: Eukaryota; Metazoa; Chordata; Actinopteri; Gymnotiformes; Gymnotidae
Product: somatomedin-B and thrombospondin type-1 domain-containing protein
Source: RefSeq, a predicted model, not a curated record
CAAGACAACGUUGGACUGUUAUGAUUAUGACUUCGCCUGCAUGGGUAUACUGUACUUAGCUAGUGUCUAUAACUGUGGAACUGUCUCGAAUUGCGUAUAGUCUAGCUACCAUAGGUCGGUUGUGUGGACGAAACAAAGAAUAUGGACAAGCACUUAAUCUAAAGCCAUUUGAAAUUCGCCUGGAAGCAUAUUACGAUAAUUUCGUGUUAAAUAAGAUUAAUUAUGUUUUAAUUUUCUGAACAAUGGAUGGAAUUUCCUGCACUCCUUAUCUUAGGUUGAGGUCUUGAGGUAGGUCUGUUGUUAAAAUAGGGUACACUGAAGGCUUAUUCAAAGUAUGUAAAAAUUUGAGUGUACCCACUUAUAAAGCUUAAACACACAUGUAAUAUUACAGCAGAUUUCUAUACAGAUAGAUCAGUUAAACUUCCUUCCUUCAUGUUGUAUUUGAAUAGGAUGACCACUUUAAUAACCCCUGGAAGUAUGACAUAUGGGGGACAGGGAUAUGACACUAUAGCAGAAAACUAAAACCAUAACAAAAUCUAGCUAGCUAUCUAUAGUGUACAAAUUAAACUUUCAAGAAUGUGCUGACCACUGACAACUGAAGUCCUUUCUGUUUUUGGUAUUUUCAUGCCACUGCAAACAUACUAACAGAUUAGCAUUUAAACUUUCUGAGGUUAGCUGGUAGGUAAGGUAUGAAGCAAACUGCUAAAAACAGUUAAACCAGUGAAAUGCAAGGUAUUUUCUUUGACAUUUAUGUGACUCAAUGACAUGCUAAAGACAUGCUAAAAUAAUACUGAUCAGUAGAAAGCAACUACCAGUUCACUCCAGAAGGAUGACAAAUAGGUGUCCAUCCAGGCAUUCUGCUGGCCAGAGGACAGGGAACUGAAAUUUGGAAAAAUGCGGCAUGCAUUAUUGCUCAUUCAGUGGUCUAAUUAUAGGAAGCUGCAUGAAUCAAAUAUGCUGAGUGUAGGCUACUACUUCACAGAUAAAUAACACCCCCAACAUCCAUAGUUUGAAGGUGCUUCAGUUGCUUUGGUUUCCUCUGUGUGUGUGGGUAUGUUAGUUGUGGCCUGUUUGGUGAACGAAUGGAGAGCGUGGUCAGGCUCUUUAUAACCACGCAAGGCCAUGGUGCAUGUGUGGCAGAGGCUGGAGUUACAAGAGGCUACGCAUGGGGGUGAUCCCUGUCUCCCCCCUCUGGUAGACAGCUGGCUGUGCAGAGUACCACGACCAGCAUGGACAUUGCCUACAGUUGUUGGUCUCUGCACUCAUCACAGCUAGUGGCUUUGGCAAUGCCAAGAGGAACAGGGAGGCCUCUGAAAAGUAUAUUUCCUACAGUGCUGGACCUCCAACCCAGUGGAUGCAGUAUUUGCGAGAGGGACACCACAUGUCUGGCGUGCCAGCCACUGGUCCUGCCAGCUGGCUGGAAGCACUGUGCAGGGGAUGGAGAAGAUGUGGAGCAGGACAGGAGACUGUCGCUGCAGUGGCAGGUGGUGGGGAACCCCCGGUCCAGAGGGGUGUGGAGGCGCUUUCACCGCUGGAAUUCCUGCUCUUGCCCCACUAUGCACACCUAUCUGUUUAUCUAACACCCCACACACACACACGCAUGCACGAACACAGAGAACUGGUACACAACUGUCACACCCACAUACACAUCUCAGACAUUUAACACUGUUGCCUGAUAGAUUGAUCAUUCAGAAAUGGUUUGUGUGUCUUCUUUUAUUUAAUGUUUAUGUAGGUAUAUGUAUAAUAACAAUGUCUUAGGAGUCGGAAGUAUGUGUACCCUGCUUCUUGAGUAAACUGCAAGAACAUAAUUUAUACAUGUAUACAGUAUAGAAAUAAACAAUCAACAAGGCCUUUGAUAAUUUGUAUCAUUUUAUUUGAUGAUAAGCCAGCCAAAGGAGUAAUGUUAUUUUUUACUGAAAAGAAAUAGAAAGAUAAUAGGACAUUUUGACACAUUUUCAGUUCCCUUUUUCUUUACAAGACAAAGUAUCAUCACAUACAUAACAAGAUACAGCUCCAGAGGUACGACAUGCUUCAAACAACAUAAUACACAUACAGAAACAAUGGCAUAGAAAGUCAACAGGUAGAAAGUGUACAAAACGCACAGCUUUUAGACCUACAAACAACGACAUAGAAGAGUUCUGGGCAAGGGAAAGGAUGUAAACAAUUCUCUCUUUUUGUUUUUGUGAAAUUCCCUGGAAAGUAAAUCUAUGCUUUUUUUCUUGUUCACUAUUAUCAAAUGCAUGUUUAAAUUGCCUAUUUUGCUACUUUUUUGAUUUUACAGUUUUGUAAGAAAAAGGAAAACAUCAUGAGUGGUCUUUUGAUUGUGCUUUCUGGUUGAAAACUGUUCUCAUGAGUCAGCUUUUAUAAAAAGAAAAAUAUUUUACACUAGGAGCUUUGUAUUUUCCAAUGAAUUAAAGUUGAAAACAAAGAAUAAAAUGAUGAUAAACCUAAGCGAACGUGUACAUGAUGAUAUAUGAAGAACUGAAUUUAUUUUCUAACAUAUUUUUCCAUGAGGGGAAAAAGCUUUUUGUCUAAGGAAACUUUAAGAAGAUUUCUGAAUGUUUCAUUAUAAAUUACCUGCACCAUGUGUGUACAUCAGAAACAAAUACCCCAUAACUUGCCAAUAACACACUGACAUUAGUCAUACUCAAAUGAUUGAUUGUCAUCACUGUUUGUUCUUUUAAACAUUUUCAGAAUUAAAAUACUCAUGUACUUUAUCUGGCAAAGGUCUGAAAAUGUCCUUAGAGUACAUUUUUAAAAAGCUGUAGAAUGUCCCCUUCUGAAUUCAACUUAAUCACAACAUAAUAAAACAAUGCACUGAUUCUUACAGGGCAACCAACAUGGAUUACAUAACAACCUAUUCCCAAUUUAUCAUACCUGAUCUGAUGCCGAAACAAUACAUUGAAUGUCUAAAGUGAAAUUAGAAACCCUGUGACAGCAGACCUUCUCAACUGUUUUUGAUAAGUGUACAUAGAACAUACUAGAAAGUAUAUGGAUACCUUAAUUAAAUCCAGGAACCCCUUAAACCUAAAUUAGAGACAAGGAGACCUGUCUUUACAUACCAGUUGGAUUUCACUGCCUAUUACAUUAAACAGUGCACACAAACAUGAUUGCUAUCACAGACUAUUAUGCUUAACAAAACACAGAAAGGAAAUCUAUCUCUAUUUUCUGCAUUCUUUUGCUGUGUCUCCACAUACCCCAAAUCUUGCCAGCAUUGCUAUUUAAUUCACACUCCUGAUUUGCUGAAUUGUUGAGACAGAGAUGGUAGUAGCAUGUAAACAACUUCCUGGAGAUGCAGAAUUCUGCUGUCCCUUUUUCUCCACAUCCUCCAUGCUCGAGUAUAUGUGUGAGCAUACUUUAGCUUACCCAGCCCUCUCUACCCUUAUUCCUACUUGGAUAUGCACAUUGACAAAGGCUUGUGGUCACCAUGGAAACUGGUUGUAGCCAUCACCAGAACAUCUUAUACAUACCUGAGUAUCCAUGAGGCAAGUGGGCAUGUAUGUUUCUGUGUGUUUGUGUUAGAAAUGGGGGCAGGGGAAAUCCAAGUACCUCUUUUUUAUGUUCAUGCUAUAUUUGCAGUGGCUUAUAUUUAGAUGUGUUCAAGAUAAUUUGAGGUAAAUAUGGAUAUGUACAUAAUGUUCAGGUUUGACCAUGGUUCUACUUCACUAGUUUCCCUUUCCAACCAAUAGCAUUUCCAGUAACAUUGCUAGUGACUGAACACCGUUUUUUUUAUCAUUAGUCAUUGCUUUUAUGGUUUGUCUGUGCCAAAUAAAAUUAUGAUAUAAACAAAAUUACAGAAAGCAUAAUAUAAGUCAAAAUGGGUACCCUCUGUAUAAAUGUCACCGAUGUUAAUAACACCUUGGUGGCAAAAACAUAACAGACGCACAACAAAUUUCUAAAGAUAAUGUCUGUAUAAAAAUAAGUCAGUCUUACUGUUUCUGUUUGCAUUUGAGAAUGUGUUGUGUGCAGGAAUGUCAGUGAUCAUAUACACACAUUGUCAUAAAGCCAGCUCUCCUAAUAGCACACACACUCACACAACCACACUCAUACUUCAUAGACAUCCAUACUUGCGAUUAAAGUAAGGCCAGUUUCUUAAGGGACAGGGGGGAUGGGUGCACUAGUAAACAGGCUAUAACAUUAAAUUGAAAGUGGGCUCUGGACAAUGGCUAGUAGGGCAGUAAAUGACUGCCCCUUUUAUUUACUUUACAGACCUGAUCUCUGUUGAGUUUUCCCAUUCCAACCUGAUUAAGCUUUGAACAAAAUUGCUUCUGUCAGAUUCUGGCAAAAGUGAAAUCUGCUUCAGCUCAUCCUGUGGAUUGACACUGCAGGCCAGUUAAAACCAGCAAAGGUUUGCCGCAAAGGGAAAGAGACAGAAUGAGAUAUGGACUGUAGUACAUCUUCAGAGUUCUGUUUUCUUCAGCAUGGCAGCACAACCUGUUUUCCAGGAAGGCCCCUAGAGGUAGCCUCCUGGUAUGGCUGAGUCAGAUGUCUCUAAAGUGACGAUGCCCUGCGCAUUUCCUUGCAAAUUUUCCAGUGUCUUUGCCUCUGUCCCUGCUCUGGCUCCCUCUA